Ananas comosus (pineapple) is the source of this 1166-nucleotide messenger RNA. RefSeq lists its product as uncharacterized. The record is from RefSeq and is a predicted model, not a curated record. The transcript has 2 exons. The coding region runs from base 158 to 967 and encodes 269 amino acids. NCBI's taxonomy places the organism in Eukaryota, Viridiplantae, Streptophyta, Magnoliopsida, Poales, Bromeliaceae.
UUCCAAAUUAUAAAGCGUUCAACAUCGUCUCCUCCGCCCUGGCGAAGAGUAGAGAGAGAAAGCGAGAUCGAUCGAUCGACCAACCCCCCUCUCUCUCUCUCUCUCUCUCUCUCUCUCUCUCUCUCUACACCCCACAAACCCUAGUUUCCCCAUCUCCAUGGCUCUGAUGAAGCUACACGCGACGUGCCCUCCUCUAAUGGGAGGAGGCGAUCAACGAGGAGAUCAUGUCACCUCUUCCUCUUCCUCUUCUUCGAUUUCUCCUCUAUCGUUGCGUUUUUGCCGAAACCGAUCGCAUCGAUCGAUCCCUCCGCUGAGGCUUCGGCCGAUGCGGCGGAUCGAAGCAGCGCUAUCGACGGCGACGGCGACGAAGACGACGACGUCCCAAUCCUCCGCCUCAUUGUUGGGACCAAUUGCGCCCCGGUGCGUGGAUAGGGUGGAGGAGGAGAAGAGGGAGCCCGUUAGCAAUGAGGAUUUGGAUAUGUGGAUGAGGGAUUCAAUCCAAGAGAUAGUGAGGAACAUUGGAGAGGCUCCCUUUCUGGUGCACAUCUUUUCUGGCGGCAGAGGCGGCAGCGGCCGAAAGGGCGGUGUCAGAUUGGAGAAGGAGAAGGCGUCGCCCGACAGCUGGCCGCAGAUCACGAGGCGGUGGGACCGCGAGGGCGGCACCCCGGACGGGGUCAUCCUGGUCGAGGCGAUCGAGGAGGAGGAGGACGACGAGGAGCGUGGGCCGCUGCUGCCGCCACUGACGCCGACGCCGCCGUGCGCAGCAGCAGGCCCCAAUUCGGCUUGCAAGACGUGGGGGCUGGUGGUGCAGGGGCGGGGGAUGGACUGCGCCGCCUGCUACGUGCUCAACACCUGCCGCGUCAGGUCGUCGGUCGGGUUCUGCACUCACUUCAGCCUCGUGCGGGCCAAGUGCUUCGGCGAGGCGAUCGAGUCGCAGAUCAGGAAUGCUUGGUUGCAGGGGAAUUAGAAACUGAUCGGUUUCUAUUUACAGAAGGGAAUACUAUUACUCUGUUCAUAUCAUUGCACUCAAUUGAUUCUUCCGCCAGGAACAUUGGAAUUUUAUUGAAAGCAUUUUGUUCCAUCAUUGUUCUCUUUUUUAAUGUAAAUAGUUCAAAAAACAAUGUGAUUCUCUUAUUAGAUUCUCCAGCAACCAUUUUUUACUGGUA